Dictyostelium discoideum AX4 is the source of this 1788-nucleotide messenger RNA. RefSeq lists its product as hypothetical. Lineage: Eukaryota; Evosea; Eumycetozoa; Dictyosteliales; Dictyosteliaceae. The record is from RefSeq and is a predicted model, not a curated record. Bases 1 to 1788 code for a protein of 595 amino acids. The transcript has a single exon.
AUGUUAAAAUCUAUUAGCAUUCUUUCAAACUAUUAUAAAAUAAAUUCAAUUUCAACAACACUAACAACAACAACCAAAUUUAUACCAACAUUAAUUGUAAAUAAUUAUAAUAUCAAUGAAACAAUAAUUUCAUCACCAUUACCAUCGCCAUUAUCAUUGUCAUAUCAAAUUGCAAAUUAUUCAAAUAAAAAGAGAGGUCCAAAUUUAAGAAGAAAUUCAUAUACACAUGGACAAGAUGUUCGUAAAAUUAAGAGAAGAGAAUCAAGAGCAACACAAAAUGAAAUUUUAUUUGAAGAUAAUAUAAAACCAAUUGAUAGUACAGAGCCAAUUCCAAAAAAUAAGCCAAGUCAUUUACAUUCAAAACCAAUUACUCAUAAAGAGAAAUUAGAAACUUUAGAACAUCAUCAUCAAAAGAAAUUAUUACGUGAUCAAAAAUUUAAAGAUCAACAAAGAAAAUUAUUAAUUAAUACAUUAGAAGAAGAAAAACAACAACAACAACAACAACAACAACAAGAACAACAAGAACUAGAACAAGAACAACAACAAGAUGAACAAGAUGAAGAUCAUAAUGUUAAUAAAAAAAGAAAACAAAAAAAACAACUUGAAAGAUUAAAACAAUUUGGUUUUGAUACUAUUGAACCUGAAUUAUCUCAAUCAGAAGGUAAAACUGAAUAUAGUAGUUUUACAAAUAAGAUAGAAGAAUUUGAAGAUCAAUCAACUUUUGAAGCUGAUUUAUCAACUUUUGGUGGUAAUAAAAAUAUUAAAUUUGAUUUAUCAAAGAUUCAAGAAUUUAAUCCAGCUGAUGAACUUGAGAAUUUAUCAAGUUUUGAUGAUGAUGAUGAUGUCUCCAUUAGUGAAGAAGCUCAUGAGAUGACAUUGGAAGAUGCUCAUAAAAGAUUCAAUUUCUCUGAUGAUGAAUUAGAAAUGUUAAAUAGAGGUGUAAAGGAAAAAUUUAAAAAACAACAACAACAACAACAACAAAAACAAAAAGGUAUUGAAGAAGAUGAAGAGGAAGAAGAAGAUGAAGAAUUAAUUGAUGAAAUUGAAAAAUAUGAAACAAUUUUAAAUGAAAAGAAAAAUAAACUAUUAAUGAAAAAACAAAAUAGAAAACAAUUAAAUCUUGACUUAAAAAAAGAAAAAACUCAACAAAAUAAUUUAGAUAAACAAUUAAAAUCACAAAAAUCAAAACAAGAGAUAAUUGAAAAACAAGGCGAAGAGGACCAAGAAAAAAGAGAGGUUGAAAAUUCAAAAUCAAAUAAAAAAGUUUCAUCAACUCAAAUUAAUUAUCUUAAUAGUCAAAAAGUAAUUGAACAUAUUCAAGAAUUACAUAAUAAAAAGAUGAGAGAAUCAAAAACCUACAAAGAGAAAGAUUUAUCACCAGUUACCAUUGAUGAAGUUAUGAACUUUUUAGCAACCACCCAUUUGGAUGAUUUCUGUGUCAUUGAUAUCUCAAAGAAAUGUACAUGGGCUGAAUAUUUAGUAAUUGCAAGUUCAGAUUCAACUCGUUUACUUUCAAAUACAGAGAAAGAUAUAAUGCAAGCUUUUAAACAUCGUUUUGAACAAUUGCAUCCAGCCACUAAUAACUCUGAUCAAUGGAGAGUCGUUGAUCUUAAUCCUAUCGUAAUUCAUCUCUUUGAAACUCAAACUAGAGAAUACUAUGAUUUGGAAAAUCUUUGGGUAACUAGAAGAGAAACUGAUUGGGAAUUCGAAGAAAGUUGGGAUGAUGAAAUGACUAGUAGAAUUGAAGAGGACAAAGAGAAUGAUGAUGAUGGUGAUGAUGAAGAAUAA